Molecule: messenger RNA, 3431 nt
Organism: Heterocephalus glaber (naked mole-rat)
Lineage: Eukaryota; Metazoa; Chordata; Mammalia; Rodentia; Bathyergidae
Gene: Tmem8b
Product: transmembrane protein 8B
Cellular component (GO): membrane
Source: RefSeq, a predicted model, not a curated record
CGGAGUCACGGGUCAGCUCUGCGAGCGCCCCUCGCUGGCCUGUUCGGCCCCGCCCCCUCCCCGGGCCAUGGCCCAGCCCUUGUCCCGGCCCCUUGUCCUAUCCCAAUCCCAGCCUUGGCCUCCGGCCCCGCCCUCGCCCCACUUCCCAAAUCUGCCCCAGCCGGGGCCUGGGUCCCUGCGAAUGCCCAGAUCCAGCUCCCAAUCCAGGCCCCCUCUUCAGUCCAGGUCGUUGGCCUGGCCCCCAUCUUCGCCUCAGUCCCUAUUCCACCCCCUGUCACAAAUCCCAGCUCAGCCUCUGUCCCCACCUCAUUCCCAGCUUUUGCUUAAACCCCUGGCCCAACCCCGACUCUGGCUCCAUUUCCCAUCGCAGAUCCUCUUUCCACCACACUCUCUGCCCUUGUUCAAGCCUCAGUGCUCAGCCCAGCCCAACCCAUUAUCUCAGCCUUUGCCCUCAUCUCUGUGUUUGCCCUCAACUCUUCCACUGGGCCCCCGGCUCUCUCAAACUCUGGCCCUCUCCCAGCCUCGACUCAGGUCUGGGCUCCAGCUGCCACCAGCCCUAUUGCUGCUGUUGCUGUUCUCUGUCCUUGGCCCAGGGGCUGCAGGCCUUUUCCUGACUGAUUACUCUACCUGCUCACCCCGCAAGCUGAGCCCUUUCUGCUCCUUUGCCAGCACAGAGCUCUUUCACUUCCAUGUUCCAGAGGACACAUUCCUGGCUGUGUGGAACCUCAUCAUCUUCAAGGAGCAGGGGGGAACCUUUGGAGACCACUGCCCAGACCAAAGUGUGACUGUGUAUUUCCGGUCUGGGGCACCUCCUGUCAUCAAUCCACUGCACACACACUUCCCGGGGGACACAGCUGUGCCUGGGGUUUUCUCACUGACCCUCAGUUGGACACUGCCUAAUCGUACCUCAGGCAUCUUUAAUGUCAGCAGCCCCUUGCCAGGAGACUGGUUCUUGGCUGCUCACCUUCCUCAGGCUCACGGCCACAUCUCUGUCAAGGGUCUCCAGGAUGAAUGUCAGUACCUCCUUCAGCCACAGCUGAUUGUCCGCCGUUUGCUGGAUGUGGCUGUGCUGGUUCCUGGCCGUCCUUCAGAGCAAACCCUCUCUCCCCACAAUCAUUCAGCCCUGUACAAGGUCUUUGUGCCCAGCUUCACUUACAGGGUUUCCGCGCAGCUGGUGUGUGUGGGGGGCCGAGGGGUGUCUGCCUGCCCCCUGACACUGCGCCUACGUCCCAAGGCCCCACCCCUGCACAACUCAAGCUCUGUGGCCUGCGGAGGCACCUCGAUAUGCCAGCUGGAGCUGGCCCUGCCGCCCUGGGGGCACUGGGUCUACGUGCGAGUGGAGACACCAUCCCGGGGCCCUAGCAGGACCAUCCGCUUCCAGCUAUGUGUGCGAUUGCAAGAAUGCCCACAGCCCAGUCUUUCCCGUGCCCUGGUCCCUGGAGCUGCCAUGAACAUGCCCCAGUCACUGGGGAACCAACCACUGCCCCCAGAGCCACCAUCCCUGGGGACCUCUGUGGAGGCACCUGGGGCCACAUCUCCACCUGAGCACUGUUGGCCAGUGCGCCCGACUCUGCGCAAUGAACUGGACACCUUCUCUGUCCACUUCUACAUCUUCUUUGGCCCAAGUGUGGCCCUUCCUCCUGAGCGCCCAGCUGUGUUUGCCCUGAGGCUGUUGCCAGUACUGGACAGUGGAGGCGUCCUCAGCCUGGAGCUCCAGCUCAAUGUGAGCUCCCUGCACCAAGAAAAUGUGACAGUUUUCGGAUGCCUGACUCACGAGGUGCCCUUGAGCCUGGGGGAUGCAGCGGUGACCUGUUCCAAAGAGUCGCUGGCAGGCUUCCUCCUCUCAGUCAGCGCCACCUCCAGAGUGGCGAGGCUGCGAAUUCCCUUCCCGCAGACGGGGACUUGGUUCCUGACUCUCCGCUCCCUGUGUGGGGUGGGGCCUCGGUUCGUGCGGUGCCGCAACGCGACUGCCGAAGUGCGACUGCGCACCUUCCUGUCCCCAUGCGUGGACGACUGUGGGCCGUAUGGCCAAUGCAAGCUGCUGCGCACGCACAACUACCUAUAUGCGGCCUGCGAGUGCAAGGCUGGGUGGCGGGGCUGGGGCUGCACCGACAGUGCCGAUGCGCUUACCUAUGGCUUCCAGCUGCUGUCCACACUCUUGCUCUGCCUGAGCAACCUCAUGUUUUUGCCACCUGUGGUCCUGGCCAUUCGGAGCCGCUAUGUGCUGGAAGCUGCUGUCUACACUUUCACCAUGUUCUUCUCCACGUUCUAUCAUGCCUGUGACCAGCCAGGCAUUGUGGUUUUCUGCAUCAUGGACUACGAUGUGCUGCAGUUCUGUGAUUUCCUGGGCUCAUUAAUGUCCGUGUGGGUCACUGUCAUUGCCAUGGCUCGUUUACAGCCCGUGGUCAAGCAGGUGCUGUAUUUGCUGGGAGCUAUGCUGCUGUCCAUGGCUCUGCAGCUUGAUCGGCAUGGACUCUGGAACCUGCUUGGACCCAGUCUCUUCGCCCUGGGGAUCUUGGCCACAGCCUGGACAGUACGCACUGUCCGCCGUCGGCACUGCUACCCACCCACAUGGCGCCGCUGGCUUUUCUACCUGUGUCCAGGCAGCCUUAUUGCGGGCAGUGCCGUCCUACUCUAUGCUUUUGUGGAGACCCAGGACAACUACUUCUACAUCCAUAGCAUUUGGCAUAUGCUCAUCGCCGGCAGUGUGGGCUUCUUGCUGCCUCCUCGUGCCAAGACUGACCACCGGGUCCCGUCUGGAACCCGGGCCCGGGCCUGCGGUUACCAGCUGUGCAUCAAUGAGCAGGAGGAGCUGGGCCUUGUGGGCCCAGGAGGAACCACUGUCAGCAGCAUCUGUGCCAGCUGAGAAGGGCUUUGGCCCAGGACCCGGGGAGAUAAACCCUUUGUAGGGUUCUUCCUGGGGGUGAGAAGCCUUCCUGGGGACAAGAGACAAGCUAUAUUUCUUGAGGACUUAGAGUUUUUCUCAAGGACAUUGAAUUCUUCCAGGGACCUGGAGCCUUUCCCAGAACAUGGGAAACUUUCUGUGUUCAUGGAAUCCUUCUUAAGGACUGGAAGGAACUACGCAUGGCACAGAGCCCCCUCAGGACCUUCUGGGGCAUGGAGUCUUUCCCAGUUAUGUGGAACCAUCCUACAGACAUGAAAUACUUCCCAGGGAGACAAAGCCUUGUCAGGAACAUGGCAUCAUUCCAGAGGAAAUGGAGUCUAUCUUGGAGAAAUUGAGUCUUGAGAUUUUCCUAGAGACUCAGCAACUCUGGCCUCAGGCUUCCUUCCUAGAGGCAGUAUCUGGGCUGUUCUGUGCUGGCCAUGGAGGAUUUCAGGACAGAUGGAGUUGAAACUGGGGCUUGGUGGCUGGUAUCCCGAGUUGGUACAGGCAGAGUCUGGUGUGUCUCCAAUGAAAUAUGUGCUGAUUC